Charadrius vociferus (killdeer) is the source of this 1517-nucleotide messenger RNA. It is a transcript of the gene DIPK1C, whose product is annotated as family with sequence similarity 69, member C. Lineage: Eukaryota; Metazoa; Chordata; Aves; Charadriiformes; Charadriidae. The transcript is spliced from 6 exons. The record is from RefSeq and is a predicted model, not a curated record. The coding region runs from base 1 to 1305 and encodes 434 amino acids.
AUGGGUGGCUAUGUUCAAGCCUUGCUGGGGAGAACUGUACUGGCCACGCAGGAGGUGUGGAUAGCAGCAAGUUUGCUGCACCUGUGCUCAUCCCCUCCCUAUUUUGAGAGGCAAAAUUCCAUCAUGUUCCUCCUCCUCUGGGCUGCCUGCUGGGUGGUGGUGAGCGCCUUGCUGUUCCUCCUCCACAGGAGCGUCUUCUCCGAGCGCUGCACGGACGAGAAAAGCCACCGCAUCCUGGCCAGGCUGUGUCUUGACUACAGCAGUGGAGCUCUGACUGGUGACCUCUGUGAAGACCUCUGUGUGGCACAGAAGCUGGUGUACAAACACUGCCUUUACUAUGACAGAGGUAAGAAAGUCAUCCAGGCUGAAUGGAGAGGCCAGCCCAUCAUCCUGAAAUCCAAAAAGGAAAUCUUCUCCAGCUACCAGCAUCUCAGUAUGCUAGAGGAGGUGGAAACACAAGAUAUUCCUGAAACAGAGCUUCUGUUGAUGGUAGCCUUGGAGGUCAAAAAUGUCCUGGGGCUAGAACUGUCUAACAAUACCAUGGGGCCCCUGUGGACAAGGAAGAAGGGACCACGUUGGAAAGCACAGGUGGCCAGCAUGUGGUCCUUGCUCCAGCAGGAAGAAUAUAUCUACUUCAGUUUGCUGCAGGACUUCAGCAAACACGUGCUACGAAUUAUUGGCUCUUGUGGACACUUUUAUGCUGUGGAGUAUCUCACAGCUGGACAUGCCUGGCACAAAACUCUUUUUCCUUUGGAAAACAUGGUCAGUCCCUCUCUUGCUGGCCACAGAAGCAGGGUGAGAGCCAUCAUUGACAUUGCACUCAGUUUUCUGGACAUGGUGCAGCAUUUUGAUAAUGAUUUCUCUCACCGACUUCACCUGUGUGACAUCAAACCAGAAAACUUCGCUAUCAGGCACGAUCUCACGGUGGUGGCCAUUGAUGUGGAUAUGGCCUUUUUUGAACCCAAAAUGAGGGACAUCCUCGAACAGAACUGCACGGGAGACGAAGACUGUAACUUCUUUGAUUGCUUUUCAAAAUGCAAUCUGAAAAUCAGAAAAUGUGGAGCACAGAGAGCCAAUAACAACUUGCAAGUAAUUUGUGACAAAAUAUUCCGUCGCUGGUUUUCCCCAAAUCUCAGAGGACCGUUGGCUUCCUUCCCCCUGCAGACGCAGCUGCAGAAGGCUGUGCAGGAGUGCGCCGAGCCGGGGCACGUGGACGCUGCCGGGCACCAGAGGACUCUGAAAUCUCUCUCUGAGUUAUACCACCUGCUUCGGGUCACUCAGCAAGAACUGCAAAGGGCAGAGUAGGCAUGAAAGGUGGAACUGCAAAGGCCAUGUCCCAGAUGCUGCUAAGGGAUGCUGUAUGUGAGGCAGCCCGUGUUUGCUUCCUCUCUCUCUCUCUCUUUCCUCCCUCCCAGCCUUUGUAUUACAUUUACAGCACAGAGAUUGUUUUUCUCCUAUGCAAAUGAAAUUCAUGGCUGCAGGUGCAGCACGUUCUGUUAAUAUCCUUUCAAGUGUGA